Molecule: messenger RNA, 2483 nt
Organism: Strongylocentrotus purpuratus (purple sea urchin)
Lineage: Eukaryota; Metazoa; Echinodermata; Echinoidea; Camarodonta; Strongylocentrotidae
Product: protein-cysteine N-palmitoyltransferase HHAT
Exons: 12
Coding region: 93-1796 (567 amino acids)
Biological process (GO): protein palmitoylation
Cellular component (GO): endoplasmic reticulum
Molecular function (GO): palmitoyltransferase activity
Source: RefSeq, a predicted model, not a curated record
UUCUUUCGUUGAAUUAAUUGAUUAAGGCAAGCCGUCGACUGCUCCCGAAUGUCUGUGUCAAGAGAGCCAAAAUUAAGCCUAACUCUAGAAUAAUGGCCCAAACAAGCGAAUCAUUAACCAACAUUGAGAGGAGGGAAAGAAAAACAGAUGAACCUACCAUUAAAGAAAGGGAAGAGAAUUUCAGAGAGAAAAAAGCAGUUCCAGCAUGUCAAAGGUCGAGUCCUCGACUUCCUAUAUCGGAAUUCCUGCUGUAUGCCACGGUGGUUAUAGUUGUUUAUAGUUAUGCCACAUACCAACUGUAUAAGUCAUCACAAGCCUUUCAGAGGAAGACGAUAAAUGGACGUGGCCUACUUCAACCUGGCUGGGAGAUCUUGGGAAAGAGGUACCAAGAUAUGAUGCCUGGGGAAUGGAACCAUUGGAAGUUUUUCACCCUUCACCCCACACCCCUGGCUAUUUACGCAGGUCACCUGACAGGUGGAUUCAUUAUCUCUAAAUACCUGCCACAUUUCAGGAAGAGUUUCCUCAUCUUCUCAUCUGUAGUGAGUACUGCCAUCAUCGUCAGCCCUCAAGUCUUUGCUCUCCUGAUAAUCCAUGCCAUCAUAGCAUACUUGGUUGUAAUCCUAGGUCGUCGUACAUGGUUGAUAUGGAUGGUGGUUCUCAUUCAGCUGUCAGUGACUGUAAUUGGAUCUUUCUCUCAAUGGCAGCUUUCAUUACUUCCUGGGAUCAGAGAAUACAAAGUCAAAUUUAUCGUCGCCAUGGCAUUCUGCUGUCUGCGUUUUAUCGCCUUUGGUGUGGGCUACGUGAAGCAGCAGCAGAGAGCGAGGGUGGAGAGCUGUGAGGAUGAGGGAAAGAAGGAUGAGGAGGAAGCAUGGACUAUCUGGGACUACCUGCUGUAUGUAUUCUAUCUACCUACCAGCACCCAUGGCCCCUUCAUGCCCCCACAGAUCUUCUUUCGGCAGAUCAAGAAUCCCUACUACCCAUCCAGCAUGAAAGAAGUCCGAUGGGUGUGUCUCAUGUGGCUCCGCCCAAUCCUGUGCGCUGUCUUCCUGGAGUUUAUUCAUCAUUACUUCUACUUCUCCAGUUUCAUGCUACUACCUCAGUAUCUUCAGACAUUGCCUCUGCCUGCCUUGUUUGCCUUGGGAGAGUGGUGCACUAUCAUAUUUCAGAUACAAUACAUGGUUUAUUAUGGGUUAGCAAAAGCUAUGGCUAUUUUUGAUGGGGUCCUGACACCAGGCUUGCCAGCAUGCAUGCAGACUUUACUGACAGCUACACAUGGAUGGAGGUAUUUUGACAGGGGAGAGUACCAAUUUAUAUUGAGGAACAUCUACAUUCCGUUCGGUGGAUCUCAACAUGGUGGUCUACGGCAGUACCUAGCUCUGAUGAUCAGCUACUGUUUCACAUGUUUCUGGCAUGGCUUCAAUUAUCAUAUCAUUGUCAUGGUUCUCAUGUUCUGGGUCUUGGUGCAGUGGGAAGCUUUCUCACCUAUCAUAGCUAGAAAGGUUGGAGUUCAGAAAAUGGUUGAGAAGCUGUCUCCUCUGACUAGACGAAGACUGGACUGCGCCCUGACCGGAGGAAAGUAUCCUCUCCUGGUCUUAGCUAUGAUCUUCUUCAUCAACAACAUAGAGGUUGGCAAGAUCUUUGUCUACAGGGUUCUAGGUGCACAGGGUGCAUUGUGGGUUAUAGCGGGACUCCUUGGGGUGCAUUAUUGCCAUGUUCAGCUCUUAGAGGAAUGCUUCUGCCGCUGGGGAAAGAAGUAUGUGAUGGAGAAACACUACAUGGCUCCCCCACAGCUCUGAGUGGUAGAAACUCGUUAUCAAACAAUGUGGGAAUGUAUCUGGCUGAAGGGGAAAGAAGUAUUAUAAAUGUGUGGGAGAAACAGUGCAUGGCUUGUUUGAGGUUCUCCACAUCCAUUUUCCUAUUAAUCAGCCUUACAAUAAUUCUAGUAAUAUGCAUUUGACAAUCAGAAUAAUCUGAUCAAUACACAAGAGUUCCGACAGUUGUUUUUGUAGCUUCUAGUCAGAAAGGAAUUUAAAGGCCAUGCAUCUGCAAUUCCAAGUUGUUCAUCAGUGUUGCUUCAGAUCCUGACAACUUGUAAAACCACUACAUACUUUGCUAUAGCUAUGUUUUGACAUUUCAAUGAAUAUGGCGAAAAAUCAUUAAUGGCACUUCUUGCCUCUUUUUUCUUCUCCAGGUCAAUUUCUAAUGAAUAUGAUUUUGUUUUGGUCAAAUUUCCUUUACAUCAGCUUACCUUAUUAUUCACACACACAGCCAUCAUCAUAACCUUGCCAUAUAGCAUUCAAGUAAGUUUGAUAUUUUUUUUCUGUUCAGGGUUACUUUGAAUUUAUAUAAAUAUAUUACUACAAUGCUGCUUCUGCUUUGGCAUACCGGUAUGGAAGCAAUGGAAGACAAAAAAAUAGAGUGUGGAAAAUUAAUUUCAGUUUAAUUAUGUGUCAAUAAGAGAGAGAGAGAGAGAGAGAGAGAGA